Molecule: messenger RNA, 2025 nt
Organism: Bursaphelenchus okinawaensis
Lineage: Eukaryota; Metazoa; Nematoda; Chromadorea; Rhabditida; Aphelenchoididae
Source: the annotation of a GenBank genome assembly
AUGGAUAGCUGUUCAAAUCGUACCGCUCAAGCCGAGGGUAUCUUAGACAAAUUAGGUUUAAUAUUAAUCUAGAUUGCAAUGCCAACGCUUUAUCAAACAAGGCUUUUGUAUAUUUCCAGUUAACCAUAACUAUAAUCAACUUUACAAAUGCCAAUAGAAAAACGAUUAGCUUUUGGUACUGUAUAUAUAUUUAUAUAUAAUAUAUACUGAAAAAGAUCCAAGGUUUAGAAAAAGGAAAGUAAAAGACUCAAGAGACGCAUGACCUCUCUAUGUUUUAACCAUAUAGGUUAGCCACCUGCCAAUAUUUCUGGAGGAUUGUCAGGUAGAAUAUAAAAGCAAUCUGUCUUGUAAUUUUUACAUUGUAAUAAAAAGAAAAUAGCUUAACAUAUUGAGUUUAAGAAUCGGUAUUUUUUAUGGACAAAUAUUAACAUUGUAGUGUCUAAAUCGAGCAAACUUUACUCCAAGAAGCUAUUUGUUUCGUCGUAGAUGAAAAAACUUACAUUUUGUUACAGAUAACUAUAAAAAUAUGUUUAUUUAAUGAUAAAAAUCAUAAAUGCGGGUGGUUUUAUAUUUUACUUUGUGCUUAAUAUUGUUUUAUUAAUAAAAGUUAUAUUCAUAAUUUGAAAAAACGCGCCAUUAGCAAUAGAGAAAAACUUGACUCAUUUUUCGUUUAUGCGUCGACAUUUUCUCUUUUUUAUUUUUUUCCUUCGCAAGCUUCGUCUUGUUAUUGUAGACAGAACAUCUUGUUAUUCUGUCGGAAUAUUUUUUAAAACGUAAUUUUAUAUAAAUUUUUGAUGUUUUUGUUAUGCGUGGUACGAUAAAGCAGUUUCGAAGUUUUUGAUUUUAUUUUAUUUGUUUUCAGGACAAAACUUAUUGGAACAGAGACAGAAGUCAAGCUUAUUCAAAGAUGAAGAUGUGGGCAAGGUUAUGGGCAAGCCUCUGAAGACAGAUGAAGCAUGGUCCACUUUGUACAGAUUUGAACGCACUUUUCUGAUCAUUUGGGACAUUCUCAGAGGUAUGUGUUCUAGCAUUUUUUUAUGUUUAGGGUUUUAAAUUUGGAGUUAAAAUGCACUGAAAGCAAGAUUUAACAGUUGGCAAUCUUUUUGUGUUAGUCUUGAGUUAUUUUUACUAGAAUUUUGCGUUUAAAAUGAACUUUUCUGCUAACCUUCAAUGUACUACAAUAUCUUUUUUUAGUUCUAAAAUUGUGAAGUAUAGAUUCUAAAUUUUUUCAGAAGCUAGUAAAGUUUAUUAUUAGCGCUUUAUAAUAUAAUUCAAUUUUUUUCGCUUUUUUUUGCUAUUUUACGUUACCUUUGACAAGCUAUGUUAACUAAUGUCAUUUUUAGGGAGACUUAUUGGAACAGAGACAGAAUUCAAGCUUAGUGGGUUAAGGUUCAAAGAUAAAGAUGUAUGCAAGGUUAUGGGCAAGCCUCCGAAGACAGGUGAAGGAUAGUCUACGUUGUGGAGCUUUGAGCGCUCUUUUUUGAUCAAACUCAACCAGAAAUUUGAGCAAAAUGGAAUUGAUCUGGAUUCAUUGGAGAAGGAUUUUUUGGAUGGUAAGUUGCUUACAGGAAUGAGGGGCUUUUUGAAUUUAGUAAAGUUGGUUUGGGGCGAUUAGAGAUAAGAAUAAUGUCGGUUUAUAUUAAUAUAGUCUGUUUAAAUCGGUUUUUCUUAAAUAAUUGACUUUUUUAGUUGCCUUAAGUUGUACUUUUAAUAUAUUUGAUUAAAUUUUUGAUUAAAAAUAAAGCCCAAGUAUUAUAAAAUGUUAUUUUAGGCAAACAACGCGAGGAGUUGAUUUUAAAAACCGAAAAAGAGUUGAAGAUGUUCAAUGCACUGGCCGAGAAACAAGUAGAAGCCAUUGAUAGUCUCAAGAUCUUCGACGCUGAUACUAGUGAAGAUCAGAAGACUCGGAACUGUGAGAAGAGGAAACAGAUCAUCCAAGGAGUUCAGAGCCUUCUGAAUUUGAACGACAAGUACCUGAAGCGAUUAGAGGAGUCCACGUUCCGAGUUGAACAUUCCGAUGGUUAA